Molecule: messenger RNA, 1221 nt
Organism: Acanthosepion pharaonis
Lineage: Eukaryota; Metazoa; Mollusca; Cephalopoda; Sepiida; Sepiidae
Source: the annotation of a GenBank genome assembly
AUGGUAGCUGGCGAAGACAGAAAGUUGUUUGUGGGAAUGCUCAACAAACAGCAAACAGAAGAUGAUAUUCGACAGUUAUUCCAGCCUUAUGGAACGAUUGAAGAAUGCACCAUUCUACGUGAUCAAAAUGGAAACAGCAAGGGUUGUGCAUUUGUCAAGUUCUCAACCCAUGCUGAGGCACAAUCUGCUAUAAAUGCUCUUCAUGGAAGCCAGACGAUGCCUGAGAUGCUGAGAUUUGAAGUGGCAGAAUUAGCCCAUCAGGGUGCCUCAUCAAGUCUUGUUGUGAAAUUUGCUGAUACAGAAAAGGAAAGACAGCUGCGUCGAAUGCAGCAAAUGGCCGGCCCCCUCAGUCUGUUAAAUCCAUUUGCUCUUACACAGUUUGGUGCUUAUGGGGGAUACACUCAAGUCAGUACACAGCAACAGGCUGCAAUCAUGGCUGCUGCUGCUACCCAGGGUACAUACUUGGCCAGUCCAAUUGCAUCCCUGGCUGCACAUGUUCAAUCAAUGAAUGCGUUAGGAGCCCCCAAUGGAAUCACGACGGCUGCCAUUACACCCACAACUGGAACGCUAGCAAAUGUUUCAGCUUCCUAUCACCGAGCCAUGAUCAAGAGGAAUGAAGAAAUUAUUGCCGACAGCAGUCUUUAUGGGAAAAUAAUGGACUACCCAGAUCUAGGCACAGCAACAUCACCAGCAGCUAUCAAUGGUGCACCAAACAUGCUCUCUCCAACAGUUACAAGUUUCCCUGUUCCUCAAGCCAACAGCCAAGCCCCAGAAGUAUAUGCUAAUGGUAUUCCACAUUAUCCAGCUCAAGCAGUUGCUAAUGGUGACCCACUCCAGGCCUAUGCAGUACAGCCUUAUGCAGGAAUUGCUGCUUACCCUGCUGCCUAUGGCCAAUUCCAACAAGCAUUAGCCCAGCAUGCUACAAUCCUUCCCACAGCACAAAAAGAGGGACCUGAGGGCUGCAAUCUAUUCAUCUACCAUUUGCCACAGGAAUUUGGAGAUGCUGAACUCGCUCAGAUGUUCAUGCCUUUUGGAAAUGUAAUCAGUGCCAAAGUCUAUGUUGACCGAGCAACAAAUCAAAGUAAAUGUUUCGGUUUUGUUAGCUUUGACAAUCCGGCGAGUGCCCAGGCUGCUAUACAAGCCAUGAAUGGAUUUCAAAUUGGAAUGAAGCGCCUGAAGGUACAGUUGAAGCGUCCAAAAGAUGCCAAUCGCCCCUAUUAG